Molecule: messenger RNA, 1929 nt
Organism: Nematocida homosporus
Lineage: Eukaryota; Fungi; Microsporidia
Exons: 1
Coding region: 1-1929 (642 amino acids)
Source: RefSeq, a predicted model, not a curated record
AUGAACUUGUUAACUUUGAUUCCAUUAAUCUUACUGGUUUUAGGACCGGUAUUUGUUCAUGCUGAUGUGGGAUCUCGGCAACCAACCACCCAUGCUAAUCCAAAACUCACUAUAUUACAAGAACUAUACCGUCUAAACCUUCCUUGGGCAAAAGAGAUAAACACUUCAGUAUCUGGCACCUGGCUCGAUUCAUAUGACCUAGAUACGCGCCUUACAAACAUAGCUAACCAACUUAACACGCGCUUGUUAAAUCUCAGUUCGAAUAAUAUAGAUAUCACUCCAGCCUUGAAAAACCUCAAAACCAUCAAAAUCAAUGACUCAAUCGAUACAGUAGCAGAAAAGAUAUACCUUCUAGCGCUAACUUCAUCUCAAGAUUUACCACAAUCAAGCAAAGGCGACAAAUGCCUGGCGGUUCAAGCUCUGACCAAACUCAUUCCAUUCUAUGAUGGCAUCCAGCCAAAAUACCCUAACAAUAUGGCUGCCCACAAAAUCGCCGAUCUUCUUACAGUUCACAAUAUACUACUAAAUGGCAUGUGCUGGACAGUCCCAGCCCGAGAUAAUUACUUCAAUAAUAUUCAAAGCUGGGUCACCCAAUUGGUUAUCAAUGAACAGCACAGGACUCUCAAGCAAGUUGCCUAUAUCUUUGAUGAAAUAGCCUGUCUUCGCAGUGACCAGUCACUUCCUAAAGAAGCCGAUGCUGAUGCCUGGCUCUACAAGCAGACACUUUUCAAACUGAUCAAAACCAAGGACCAACUGUUUUAUUUCCCCAUCCUAGCCCGGUUGCAUCCCUUGAGCAUUUCUCUCUUCCAUAAACGCAUCUAUAUUACUACAGUUUCCAGUGUAGCUCUACCACCAACCAGUACCAAUCCCGACCACGAACUAAUCAUCGUUAGUAUUGCUCACCGGCCAGAAAUUCAUCUCGUUUCCGAUGACGAACCACCCACUUCAUCAGACGACUCCCCGGACUACAACAUACUAGCAGUCGUCAAGGCCUACGACCUGCGCAUUGAAGCCACCGGCCUUUCCUCUAACACUGUCUCGAUGGCAGCAGCCAUUAUUGGGCACUAUUUACACUAUAGCCAGGCCAAGAUCACUCUCACUAAUUUCGAUGCCCCUAGCACCAACCUCUCUACCUCUACCUCCGACAGUUUACCCGACUGGGCCAAUCAAUACUUCAAAGCAACCCGCUCUUUUGCCAUCCAUAAUGACUCUCUUGUCUUCCUAGCCCUUGGCACCCAUAUUGCUCUCCUUGGUUACCUUAUAGCUGGUCUAUUUUAUCACUUUGAACAUUUAAGUGCUGUAGUUGCUUGUUUUGCUCUGUUACUAGUGAUCUUCCGUGUUAUAUUCCUGAAGCACAAGUCUUUCCCCUUCAAACUAUUCCGGAUCUUAGAUAGUCUUAUUAGUCUGGCCACUCUCACUUUAGUCGGCAUUGAUAUCUACUAUGCCAUCACCAACUCGUCCCACCAAAGUCUAAUGCUUAAUUUUCUUCCCAUCUAUAUCAUAUUCUAUCUUACAGCUAUCUUCUUUGUUUUUGCCAAUAUAUUCCGCAGUCUCAAAACCGAUAUCAAAAAAAGGAAGCAUCGGUUUAUUAUCAAAACUAUUCUCUACUUCCUUAGUUUAGCCGCAGCCUGGUUUGUUCCCAUCGGUAGUUUCUUUAGCACCACCAUAUACACUUCCGUCGCUCUCCAAAGCACCCUUCUUGCCCAUACCACUGUUUUCCUCUACUUUGCCCUUGCCUUUGAAGAGUCCAAGUAUUCCCACUACCUCAGCAAUGUUUCCUACCAAAAGAAGCAUGCCAGUCUAGUUUAUUCCGGAUGCGCCAUUUUAUUCAUCACCAUUGGUAUUCUCUUUACUGCCAGUAUUUAUAUCUUCCAUCCCGCCAUUCCCUGGUAUGCCACUGCCAAGUCCGUCCCUAUACCCACCCCGUAA